Electrophorus electricus (electric eel) is the source of this 1234-nucleotide messenger RNA. RefSeq names its product surfactant protein Bb (gene sftpbb). The record is from RefSeq and is a predicted model, not a curated record. Gene Ontology annotation, biological process: sphingolipid metabolic process. Lineage: Eukaryota; Metazoa; Chordata; Actinopteri; Gymnotiformes; Gymnotidae. Gene Ontology annotation, cellular component: lysosome.
GGUGUGCCUCGCUCGCUGGGACUGUACAACAGCCAUAUCAUUCAUUCCUUGUUCGUGUAAAAGUCCUCCUGAACGCAUUAACUGACACGAUGUCUGUGGCGCCUGUGUUUUGUGUGCUCGUCUUGGCGUGUGCCUUGUCAUCAGGGCAGACAAGAAUCACAGGGCGAUACUCCCCACCGCUGAAAACGUCCGACCUGUCACUGGAUAAAAACAUGUGCAAUGACUGCAUCAGGAUCACAGAACUUCUUUUGAUCAUGCUGUCCCAUCAGGACACACAGAAGCUGAUUGAAGAGUCUCUCAAAGAGAUUUGCAGAGGUUUCUCAGUUGCAAAAGUUUAUGUCGAAUGCAUGGAGACAGUUCGGAAGUACCUGCCAUCGGUCAUCAAAGGUUUCCUUUCCUUUGAUUCAUACAGAGAGGGAGAGAUAUGCAUCGCACUGCAGAUGUGUGCUGUCCACCCAGAAAACAAUGCUCCAGAGGUGCUUACCGUUGGCCUGGAGGCAGCUGGCGUGAUACAAGCACAGUCUUCAACAGGAGCCAGUCAGGCGGUACAGAUCACGCCCCAGUGUACAUUCUGUCUUUUUAUCAUCAAAAAACUGGAAGACAUGUUGCCAAAGGAAAGAACUGAAGAGUCCGUGGUGAAGCUACUGGAGAAAAUCUGUGACCACUUGCCUCAGCACUACAAAGAGCAGUGCAACAACUUCCUGGAAAAAUACGGCAAGCAGCUCAUUGAUUUACUCCUCAGCACUGCCACACCCCAUGCAAUAUGCAUGUUGCUGCACUUGUGUUUCGUCCAGGAGACACCUGCUAUAGUUCCCUCCCUGCCAUCAGAUUGCCAGUCAUGUAAAACCUUGGUAGUCCUCACCCAGGUGCAUCUGGGACAAAAUGCCACGGAUUCACAGACGUCCUCUAUGCUCCAGAAGAUAUGCCAGUCCCACACCAAUGCCCUUCCAGGGUGCAAGCUGUUUAUUCAGCGUCAUGACGUGGCACUGGUGCGGAUUUUGAGCAAAGACAAAGAUGCUCUAAAUGCAUGCCAGGAGAUCUUCUGUUUGGGACAUGAAUAGCAUGGCAUACCUUCAAGUAAACAAACCCUCAUUUUUGUUCUCUGGGAAAAGGAAUGAAUGAAUGUUUCUGAUUGUUGUGGGGGGGGACACCAAUCAUAUCUAAAAAUGUUAUGCUUUUUUUUAAUGCAUAAAGAAGCAGGACUUUUUUUUAAUAAACCCUGAUUACACAGUGA